This is a messenger RNA of Caenorhabditis briggsae, 1002 nucleotides long. It is a transcript of the gene Cbr-xbx-5, whose product is annotated as Protein CBR-XBX-5. The transcript is spliced from 5 exons. Lineage: Eukaryota; Metazoa; Nematoda; Chromadorea; Rhabditida; Rhabditidae. The record is from RefSeq and is a predicted model, not a curated record. Bases 1 to 1002 code for a protein of 333 amino acids.
AUGUAUUUCUUCUCGUUAAUCAACAUUUUUGCUGAUCUGGCAAUCUUUUGGUUGCACAUUUCGGUGACUCAUAAUGAGGAUAGAGAACAUCCUUUGGCUGUUUUGGUUUCAUAUUCAACUGCUCCCUAUUUCUUCAAUCUCUUCCCGGUUAUCAUGAACUCGGCUCUUUUCGGAUUGGACGUUUCUCGGCUCAAGGAUGCCAAGGAAACACUUCAUACUUUCGAUUAUAUCUUCUUCCGUGAUUCCGUGUUCAAAUCAAUCAUGCUUUGCUCUUUCGUCAUGCUCAUCGUCUGGGGAGGAUUCUUAAUGGCAUCAGGACUCGUUUGCUGCAUCAAAAGAGAUCGGAGAAUGUCUAGAUGCGAGUUGGCAAUGCGUGUCGGAGCUUCUUGUGCCGUCGCAAUGAUAUUCAGUAUCUCAUUCUACAAUGGAAUGUUCGAUGUACACGAUAAAGUGAAACACAUGCCAAAUCUUCCGUUUGUCUUCCUUCUCUUCGGUCAUUUCGUGUUCGUUUUGACUCUCCUCUACGGAGUCUGCAAAGUUAAAUACAUGCACGAUCCAUCGAGUGAUCAGGCUGAAGCUAUCCGGCAAUUCCAUUCUCUGCAGGUUUUCGCAAUGAUCAUCUCCGUCCCACUCGCCUACAUGGAAUUCCAAAUGUUCGUCUCUCACGCUCCCCGAUUCAUGUUCUCUGAAUACGAAUCAUUCGUUCGUCUCAUCUUCUUCGCUUCGAUCCUUCUCUUGGAACCAUUCAACAGUCGUUUCCGAUUCCGUGAACGCUUCUACCGUACCACUGUUCACGAGUACCCGGUCGGCCCGGCUCCGGAAGCAAUUCAAGUUGUGAAACCACUCCCACAAAAGAUGGCUCUUGACAUGCCACCACCAAACUACGAAAGUUCAUCUCCACCAGCAUACGAGGCAGCCCGUAAUCUUCGAACCACUUGGACUAUCACUCCACAAUCGAAAGAAUAUACUGGAGCUCAAAUCACUCCAGUCGAGACCAAAUAA